CGCUGGCAGCCCCAGGGCGCGAAGCGGCCCAGCCAGACCCCCGCCCUCCGCCGCGGCCCGGGCGCUGGCGGGAGGCGCGGCCCGGGCUGCGCGGCCGCCAAUCGCGGCGGCGAGGCGGGCACGGCCGCGGCGGCUAUAAGAGGGGCCGCGGGGACCGAACGCCGUCGGGUCAGGGAGACGGAGGAGGCUCAGAGAGCUCUUACCGAGAUCCGCCAGCAUGAACCCGCGUCUGACCGCGCUGUGCCUCUGCCUGGGGCUGGCCUGGGGCGCUCCCAGGGCAGAUCCCGAGCUGGACGGGCACUGGCAGCUCUGGAAGUCGUGGCACAACAAGGACUACCAUGAGAGAGAGGAAAGCUGGAGGAGAGUGGUGUGGGAGAAAAAUCUGAAAAUGAUUGAACUUCAUAAUCUGGACCACACGUUAGGAAAACACAGCUACAAGUUGGGAAUGAAUCAGUUUGGUGACAUGACGACUGAGGAGUUCAGACAGCUGAUGAAUGGCUAUGCGCACAAGAAGUCAGAAAGGAAAUACAGAGGAUCCCAGUUUCUUGAGCCCAGCUUCCUGGAAGCACCACGAUCAGUAGACUGGAGAGAGAAGGGAUAUGUAACUCCAGUUAAAGACCAGGGUCAGUGUGGCUCAUGCUGGGCUUUCAGCACAACGGGAGCUCUUGAAGGGCAGCACUUCAGAAAAACUGGCAAGCUUGUUUCACUGAGUGAACAGAAUUUGGUGGACUGCUCUCGCCCUGAAGGGAAUCAAGGCUGCAAUGGUGGUCUCAUGGACCAGGCAUUCCAGUAUGUGCAGGAUAAUGGGGGAAUUGACUCAGAGGAAUCCUACCCAUACACUGCAAAGGAUGAUGAAGACUGUCGCUACAAGGCAGAGUACAAUGCUGCUAAUGACACUGGCUUUGUUGACAUCCCUCAAGGACAUGAAAGAGCACUCAUGAAAGCAGUGGCAGCUGUGGGUCCUGUGUCAGUUGCUAUUGAUGCAGGUCACUCUUCGUUUCAGUUCUAUCAAUCAGGUAUCUACUAUGAGCCAGACUGCAGCAGCGAAGACCUGGACCAUGGUGUUCUGGUUGUGGGUUAUGGCUUUGAGGGGGAAGAUGUAGAUGGGAAGAAAUACUGGAUUGUUAAGAACAGCUGGGGCGAGAAGUGGGGUGACAAAGGAUAUAUCUACAUGGCCAAGGACAGGAAGAACCACUGUGGAAUAGCAACAGCUGCUAGCUAUCCACUCGUAUAAUUUGAAGACUGAACAUUUCAGUACAAGAUGGGGAUUUAAACUGAAUGACCAAACCGAUGUUCACACAUGUGGUAGAUUUACAUCCUUUAAAAGCCAACUUGAUUUAUUUUUUUUUUUAAACUUCUGAAAUAUGUUUUACAUGUUGGUGACAUGCCACUUGCUUUAAAUUAAUGUAAAUGUUGGUAUGUAAACAGCUUGUAAUAUUGCUACCUUAUGACUGCUUAAUCUAUUAGCUUCUUCUUUGUAUUUUUUCCUUUUUUUUUUAAUUGCAAUGUGCCCAAAGAUUUACUUUUUAAAUAAACACCUAAAUUCUAGCGUGUAUAGA
This is a messenger RNA of Columba livia (rock pigeon), 1559 nucleotides long. RefSeq names its product cathepsin L (gene CTSL). Gene Ontology annotation, cellular component: lysosome. The record is from RefSeq and is a predicted model, not a curated record. Lineage: Eukaryota; Metazoa; Chordata; Aves; Columbiformes; Columbidae. Gene Ontology annotation, biological process: immune response; positive regulation of apoptotic signaling pathway; positive regulation of peptidase activity. The transcript is spliced from 8 exons. Gene Ontology annotation, molecular function: cysteine-type endopeptidase activator activity involved in apoptotic process; cysteine-type endopeptidase activity. Bases 218 to 1234 code for a protein of 338 amino acids.